This is a messenger RNA of Sorghum bicolor (sorghum), 1767 nucleotides long. RefSeq lists its product as uncharacterized. Lineage: Eukaryota; Viridiplantae; Streptophyta; Magnoliopsida; Poales; Poaceae. The transcript has 4 exons. The coding region runs from base 1 to 1581 and encodes 526 amino acids. The record is from RefSeq and is a predicted model, not a curated record.
AUGGCGGAUGCGGCUGCGUGCGACGGCGGCGGCGAGGCAGGGAAGGUGGAGCGUGCGGAGAGGAGCCUGGGGUCUGGGUGGCGGCGGCCUAGGAGUGACCUUAUACCGAGGCGAUGGAGUUCUCGUGGCCGUCAGAUGGGGCUAGCUAGGGUUUUGGAAUUGUCCAGGACCAACUGGAUAUGGAAUGCUGCCGCGGGGGCCUUCUCCCACACUCCACCGGCCUCGGUUGCGUCCUCCCGGACGGCGAGGAGGACCGCAUCAGCGCCCUCACCGACGACAUCCUCCUCCAGAUCCUCGCCCGCAUCGGCUGCGCCCGCGCCGCCGCGCACACGAGCCUGCUCGCGCGCCGGUGGCGCGGGCUCUGGGCUCACCUCCCCGCGUUCACGUUCCACCACAUCGCGCCCGGCUCGCUCGACGCCGCGCUCGCCCUGGUUGCCCGCCCCGCGCCGUCGCUCCUCGACGUGCACUUGCUCCUCGUUGCUCGGCGCCGCCGCCGCGCUGGCGCCGGCAGAGAUCGUCGUCCACGUCACCGGGGGCAUACUAGGCGGCCCCUUGGAGCUGCCCUGCUUCGACCGCACAGUCUCCAUCAAGCUGGAUUUGUACUUUGUCCGCUUCACGUUGCCGCCCGCGGGAGGCUUCCUGGCGCUCGAAAGCCUCCACCUGGAGAACGGCUGCAUCGACCUCAGCGACUUGCUCCCACGCUGCCCUCGCCUGCGGAAGCUUUUGAUCCCCUUUUGGAAUUCCCAGUCGAUAGUGGUCAGGUCACCAUCGCUCGAAGAGUUCAGUGUUCAUGCCAACUUCAAUAUCGCGCAGCUUGAGAUCGUGGCCCCUGCGCUUAAGAGGUUGUAUAUGGAUGCCUAUCGCGGUAUCCACGAUGAUUGCAAUGUGGUGUUCGCGGCGCCUGCGGUGAAGGAUCUGACAUGGAAGUGCGAGUGCAAGGCCCUAACUUAUAUGUUUGGUGUUAUAUGGCGCAUGUGGAGCCUGACCUUUGAGUACACUCAGCUGGACAAUAACAUCGACAGCCAAAGCGUUUGUUUGCAGUCACAGCACCGCCCUUUUGUUGGCGUCCUUUCACUGAGCUUAGAGACCAAUGUUUUGCCAGGAGAUGUAUCGAAGACCUUCGAGCAAGAGAUAUACCGAUUUCAGGUUACUGAUUGUUCUGUUUUGGAGCUGGAUCUCAUACAACAAGGCCAUGUUUAUGGAACAAUCGUCCUCCAUCUUCUUGGCCUUUGUACUUCUAUACAAAGGCUUAAGGUGACGCUAGAUGAAUUUCUCAGGGAAGACUCCUGCUAUGCAAAUUGCUGGUGUGAUCAGCCUAAUAAUUGGAGAAGUCAGAGUAUCUCCUUGAUUGAUCUUAAAGAAGUGGAAAUCUAUCGCUUUAGAGGACAAGAUCACGAAGUUGAUUUAUUGAAAGUACUCUUGAGAUGUGCAACCGUGCUUGAAAGGGUGACUCUGGGAUUUUCCAGAAAAGUCUCAUCAAGUGAUAGUGCAUGCAUGAAAAUCGUUGGCAUUUUAGAGGAUUAUCCUUCUGUGAAGUGCAAUUUUUAUCAGUAUGGCAAGCUGAUUUUUAUGCGUGAAUAGGAUGCUAUUGCAUGAAGCAGGAUGUGAUUUAGCCCAUUCCUGUCAAGAUUGGAACUUCCUUUAUUCUUCUCGACUUUUCCCAUGUAGGUUUCUGAAUAAAUAUUGGUCUCUGUGAGCUUGUUCACAGGGUGGUGACUCUAAUUUAUUGUGUGUCUAGUCGAAUAAAAUGAAUUAUGCUUGUGUCCC